GAACCGGGCGGAAGCGGCGACAAGGGAGGGGCGGGGCUAGGCAGCGGCUUCCGGGCGUCGCGGCGGAAGUGCCGGUAUCCAGGGGGGAGCGCGGCCGGAGCGGCGCGGCCAGCCAUGGGCCGCCGCAAGUCGAAGCGGAAGCCCCCCCCCAAGAAGAAGGUGACGGGGACGCUGGAGACGCAGUUCACCUGCCCCUUCUGCAACCACGAGAAGUCCUGCGACGUCAAGAUGGACCGUGCCCGCAACACAGGCGUCAUCUCGUGCACCGUGUGCCUGGAGGAGUUCCAGACCCCCAUCACCUACCUGUCGGAGCCCGUGGACGUCUACAGCGACUGGAUCGACGCCUGCGAAGCCGCCAACCAGUAGCACCGGGGCCCCCCCCGAUUUUUUUGGGGGGGGGGGGGCACAUCCUUGCCCCCCCCUCCUGGCCCUUUUUUUUUUUCUUUCUUCUUUUUUUUUCUAUUUUCUUUCAGUUUUUUACUUUUUGGACCCUGGCUGGGGGGGGCAGCAGCUCGGGACUCCCCCGGCAGGGAAUGGCCCCCCCGGCUCGGGCUGGGUGCUGGCCCCGGGGGGCCGCGGGGGAGGGAGGGCAGGGGGGGUUGCGAAUAAACGCCCGCGUGGGGCCACAGCA
Cygnus olor (mute swan) is the source of this 631-nucleotide messenger RNA. RefSeq names its product elongation factor 1 homolog (gene ELOF1). Gene Ontology annotation, cellular component: transcription elongation factor complex. The transcript has 4 exons. The record is from RefSeq and is a predicted model, not a curated record. NCBI's taxonomy places the organism in Eukaryota, Metazoa, Chordata, Aves, Anseriformes, Anatidae. Gene Ontology annotation, biological process: transcription elongation by RNA polymerase II. Gene Ontology annotation, molecular function: RNA polymerase II complex binding. Bases 115 to 366 code for a protein of 83 amino acids.